AUGGCCUCAUCACAACAAGCCGAGAUCCGCCAUCUCCUCCCCGAAGGAUCACCCCACCGCAUCUCCAUGGACGGAACCCUCACCGCCGACGAGCCCAUGGGAAAACUUCUCUUCACUUUCCCCCUCUCAACGUACUUCCGCCCCUGGGUCCUGGGGUGGAGCAUUGUAGCUGCCGCUUUUAUGAUGGCCGACGCCGACAAAAGCUGCGUGGUUUUCAUCGUCUUCACCUGGCUACUGUUCGGCUGGACCAUCAUCGCGACAGCCUCACACUGCCUUCGUCCCGGAAAUAGCCAUCGCAAGGGAUUUAGACUCGACUUUGGUGCUUUUGUGUGCAUCUGCUUUGGGAGCAGCGAGAGUGGCGAUGGAGACAAUCCGGGACACUCGAGGCGUCGUUGGGGCCAACCGCUUGUUGACCUAGCCUGGGCGGUGACAUUUUUUGUGUUGGCGCCCGUAGUGCUGCGUUCACACAUGUUGUUUUACUGGGGCAACCGGGAUACCAUCAUCGUCUCCUUGUUCAUCAUUGCCGUCUCGCAGCUUGUAAUUGCCAUCAUUGGCUUCAUUCCAGCGCUUCAACGCCUCCGGUUGCAUCUCUACAAGGAGGAGAGCGAUGACGAGGGCCACUAUAAGAUCCGGUUGCCCCAGGAGCCAGUCCUUGGCAAGCAAGCGCCAAUGCCCGUGUUUCCCUGA
This is a messenger RNA of Phialemonium atrogriseum, 687 nucleotides long. RefSeq lists its product as uncharacterized. The coding region runs from base 1 to 687 and encodes 228 amino acids. NCBI's taxonomy places the organism in Eukaryota, Fungi, Ascomycota, Sordariomycetes, Cephalothecales, Cephalothecaceae. The record is from RefSeq and is a predicted model, not a curated record. The transcript has 2 exons.